This is a messenger RNA of Seminavis robusta, 969 nucleotides long. Lineage: Eukaryota; Bacillariophyta; Bacillariophyceae; Naviculales; Naviculaceae. The record is from the annotation of a GenBank genome assembly.
AUGUACACGAACACAGGUGACAUGACAAAGCAGUAUCCCGGAUUAUUGGCGCUUCCCUACGACGAGGAGCAAGGAGGUGGAGGACAAGAUCCCAACUCUGUCAUGGCCCCGUGCUUCUCACCGGCAACACUGCCGACCCUCCCGACAUCAUCCGAAAUGAGUGACAAUUCUUCUUGUAGUACAUGUAGUACUACCCACUCUCAAGAGGCUGCCGGUACAUCCUCUACAUCUAUUAGCUGCAGUCCUCCUCUCUCAUCGCCAUCAUCCACAACCAGCUCACUAUCAAGCAGAAAAGGCAAGGGAAAGCACGUUACAUUUCCCACGGAAGCAGAUGAUCUGGCCCAGAUUCACCUCAUUGAUCGAAUACGAGACCUGCUUGUGGUUGCUGCUGAUGAUGACGACCAUCAUCAUCAGAGCCACAGCACCAAUAACAUUUGGUACACGAGCACCGAGUUGAACGCAUUGUACCGACAAGAAUUGCGCCUGAACAUCCAAGUGCAACUCUUCUACGGCCCGGGACACGUAUUGGAACCCCACAAUUUGAGUUGGCGUGGCCUGGAAGACAUUCAAUUUAGUCACGAUCGAAUGAUGCCCAUUCGAAACUAUGUGCAGUCUGUGUUGGGUUUCUUUGUUAGUACUAUGACGACUUGUACUGGUAGUACUAUAUGUACUAGUAGUCAAGAAAGCAGCACGAACGAGGAGUUGUAUGAUGACUCGUCAUGUUUGUCAGUGGCAGCGUACGCCAUGUCGUUGUCCCAAUCGGAGUGGGAAGUUGCCAUGGCGCAGGGCCACAAGGACGCUUGGGAGGUUCGAGUGGACCGAGAGGAGGAAGAAGAGGCGGCGGCCAAGGCCAAGCAAGUGGAAGAGUUUCCACCACUGGACUCAGACUACACUUCACUGGAGGAGGGAGACGGCUGUGAGGGUGCUGGAAUGAUGAGGCAGCUACUAGCCUUGCUUUCUUGUUUGUAG